Sporothrix brasiliensis 5110 is the source of this 1194-nucleotide messenger RNA. RefSeq lists its product as uncharacterized. The record is from RefSeq and is a predicted model, not a curated record. NCBI's taxonomy places the organism in Eukaryota, Fungi, Ascomycota, Sordariomycetes, Ophiostomatales, Ophiostomataceae. The transcript has a single exon. Bases 1 to 1194 code for a protein of 397 amino acids.
AUGACAUUGCGUGACGCACUUGUCCGCCACAAGCCAUUUGUUGAGUGCAAGUCCAGGGACACGAAGAACUCCAAGGGCGUGAAAUGGCCGCGCCCGUCGAUCCGUGUGUGGGACCAAUUCACCAUGGCCACGCUCAACGAAAGCUACGGCCAUAUCCUCGAUCAACCUCUGCCCGAUGAGUACACCAACAAACUCCCGCCCACGAGCAGCCUCAAUAACCUCGCCGUUGAAAACGACGACGGCCCAAAAACCUUGCUGGCUUGGAACGAUGACACGGUGCUUCCGCUUGUCAAGUGGUCCAAACAGACCAUGGGCCUUCACACUGGUAUGGCCAUCCGCCACUCCUAUUCGGACGCCAGCGGCGAGAAGGUGGCCAAAAUACCACGGAACGACUGUAAGAAGACCGUCAUUGAUCACAUCAUUGGUCUGGGCAAUGCCGGAAAAGAUACGCUCGUGGUGGGCCUUGGACGGACCAGUAGUAAGUGGAGGGCCAGCACACUUUUUGGAAAUCUGAAUCCCUCGGUUGAGGAGAGACGAUGGCCACUCCGCCAGCUUGCGAACCUCUGCAGGGCAUCGGAGACACGGUAUGGCUACAUCCAAACCGACGACGAGCUCGUGGUAUGCUGCUUUGGCUCCCGAGGCACACAAGUCCAGCGGGGAGAAACGCGAUAUACCGACACCACAUGGACCGACUGGACCGUGGCAUUUAUGCCGGUUCCUUGGAACACCGAGCUCAGCAAGGGCGCGCGGCACGAUGUCAUGACAACAGAGCUGGCCCUGUGGUGGCUCUGUAUGCUUUCUCUCAGCGACGGCCACCGCGCCCUAGUCGACACAGAGGAUAUUGUGCCCAUUAAUGCCUGGGACAUUGUCUGGCUGGACGAAGACCGUGGAUGGAUCCGCCGUCACCGAUACUCGGCUGUGGAGGAACCAACAGAUGCGCCGCCGCCGCCGCCGUACGAGACACCCGAGGUCGACAAUGCGGCCGUCUUUGCCGCACAGGUUGGGAUCAAUGGUGAAUCCCACUUUGCUCUGGACUCAUUAGACGAGUUCUUUAACUUCGGCCCCGUCGCAGUUGGACAGGAGGCUGUGCCUGCCGGGGAGGUGGUGCAGCCGAACGGUGGCUAUGACGGCACCCUUAUCAAUGUCGAUGUCGAUGUCGAUGAACAAGUGCGACAAGACAAUGAUCUUGCAUAG